This is a messenger RNA of Coturnix japonica (Japanese quail), 2683 nucleotides long. It is a transcript of the gene ISCA1, whose product is annotated as iron-sulfur cluster assembly 1. The record is from RefSeq and is a predicted model, not a curated record. Gene Ontology annotation, molecular function: 2 iron, 2 sulfur cluster binding. Lineage: Eukaryota; Metazoa; Chordata; Aves; Galliformes; Phasianidae. Gene Ontology annotation, cellular component: cytoplasm; mitochondrion. Gene Ontology annotation, biological process: iron-sulfur cluster assembly.
AUGGCGGAAGCGCGUCAGGAGGGGCGGUGUCGCGGCGUGACGUCAGUGGUGCCCAUGGCAGAGGGCAGAGGAAGGGGCAGAGGGGUGUGAUGGCAUCGUCGGUGGUGCGGGCCACGGUGCGCGCCGUCAGCAAGAGGAAGAUCCAGGCGACCCGCGCCGCCCUCACCCUGACCCCGUCAGCCGUCCAGAAGAUAAAACAACUUCUUAAAGACCAGCCAGAGCAUGUAGGUGUAAAAGUAGGUGUUCGUACGAGGGGAUGCAAUGGACUUUCUUAUACAUUAGAAUAUACAAAGUCUAAAGGAGACUCUGAUGAAGAAGUAGUUCAAGAUGGGGUUAGAGUGUUUAUUGAGAAGAAAGCGCAGCUGACUCUUCUAGGAACUGAAAUGGACUAUGUAGAAGAUAAAUUGUCCAGUGAAUUUGUCUUCAAUAAUCCAAACAUUAAAGGAACGUGUGGCUGUGGAGAAAGCUUUAACAUUUGAAAUCUCAGGACUACUUCUUUGACUUUAAACAUCACAAGACACUUGCUAUUUGGCUUUCCGGAAGGAGAUAAAUUUUCUUCAGGUUCUAGGGUGUGUAGAGUCUGGGCACCACUAAGGAAAAUAAAGUUAAAUCAUGCUGAAUAUGUGAAUUGUGUGUUAAAUUGCAGCACUGAUGCAGUUAUCCUGUAACUUUUGAUGAGUUGGAAUCCAAAAGGUAAGAACAGGAAGUGCUAUCAUCAUGUCGCUGUACUUCUACAUAUCAAGGAAAUAAAACUCUGCUAUUCUUUUCCUUUGCAAUUUUCUUUGUCCACUCAUUCCCUAUCCAAAACUGAUGCAAUUUGAGAAAGUAUAUUGCCAGUAUGUUCUGGUUUCAAUUAUGAGAGGGGAAAAAAAAAAUAAGUCAUCACUUAGACGUGUUUUAUGUACACAGACAUAUGGUCUUCAUCUUCAGAGUUCACUGAUUAUGUAAAUGCUUACUUUCCUUUCCUAGAUUUCUGAUACUUUCAUGUUUUCAUGAAUCUGGUAGCCUACUUUCCUCUAAAUCCAGAGAAGUCCAAAAAGGAGUUUGUAUACUGAAGCAGUGUUAGGCUGCUAAAGCACUGCUUGUAGAAAUAGUAAAAAAUGUGCUAACUAAAUAUUAAUCCUGUUCCUUGCAUUGUUGAUGGCACAGCCUAUGCUGUACUUAGUGAUUUUUCAAAAACAUAAAAUAUAUUCAGGUACUGGAGUGCUAAUUAGGAUACAGCCCACGUUCCUCACAUUUCUGUUGUUUAUCUUUCGUGACUUAAAUUGCAAAGGUGUUAAAAGUUCUCCAGAUUUUGAUUCUGUGUUCACAGGAUGUGUCUGUAUUCUCAUUAUGCUAUCUGCCUACCAAAGCCAUAAGUUGCUUUUUCUGGGAGAUAAACCUUUAACUUUUUUAACCAUGUGUGCUACUCCUUCUGAUAGAAUUCUAAACUCUGCUUAGUAACUAGCGCUAGCAUCUUUCAUUUUAAAAGCUUAUGGUAACUUAUGUGUAACGGCUAAUUGAAGGUUAAUUUAGUAACAGGAAUCCAUUUAUCAUUUAAAAAAAUAAAAAAGCUCUUAUUGAGUAAUUCUUUUAAAAAUAUUUCUGUCAGUAAUUAAAGAAACUGAUAGUUCCUAAUCAGAUUAUUCCGUUUCUGAAGCAGUGUUUUUCUAGGGGAUGCUAUUCCACUGGAAAUCAGGCAGUCUUGAGGACUUCCCAAAGCUGAUAGGAGAAAAGUACAGUUCCAUCCUUUUAUCUUUAAUUUCCCUGUUUGCCUAAAGAGGAGACUGUGCAGCUAAACUCCUUUUUGUAGACAAGACAGUAACUUCUUAGGGUUAGUUUCCCAGGUUAACACUUAGUCAAAAGAGUGGAAAUAGAAAGUAGAGGAUUCUGGGGGCUGGGCUCUUAGCAGCAUGAACAGCUUGGCAACAGUAACAUGCUACAGAUGUAAGAUUGCAGCCAGUUAGAUCUGGCUUGAGAAAAUAUGUAGAGGCAAGAAGAAAAAUGAAAAAUUUAAACCAUUUUUGGUAUGUACUGCAUAGGAAUUGAAGGCCGGGAUUUCCAGAGCUGUUGAUUAAUAUUAAAUGCUUAAAUUUUAGUUAUACACUAUGUCACCUUUUGAUGUAAAAACACUUCUUUCUUUAGUAGGCAAGUACUAUACACAGUUACUUUAUCUUAUACAAUAAUUCAGGAGUAACUGGUAUAACACUGGUUAGGUGAAUUUAUAGUGCCGUAAACCCUUUUGUCUUGCCAAACAAAAAUCCAGUUAAUGUGAUAGUAUGCCUAAAACUACAAGCUAAUGGCAUUUCUUCAGACUGCGUUGCUGUGCUCCUUGUUAGCAGAUAAAACUAUGAAUGUAGUAGCACUGGUUUUUGCUAAGAGUGCUUUGAUUUUACUCAUUUUGCUUAUUUCAGUGUGCAUUUGGUUUUGGGGAUGUUUUUGGACCUGUGCACAUGCAUUAAUCUUUUUCAUGUGUUUUGUGUAUGCCUUGAAUGGAAGUUUGCAUUUUCAUACUCUUUAAAUACUCUUUUCAAACGUGUUAAUUUACUGACACAUAACGCACAGUCUGUUAAAGCUUCUGCUUAAGUGCUGUUUACUGUUCUAUAGGCACAUGGUUUUGUCAGUUGAUACAAUUUUGUGCAAUACUGUAUGUAGAGAUCUGAAUUAUAAUAAUAAAUAUUACCUGUUGGUAAAUGUGAAAGAU